AUGAAGCCCUCGGCGAUCAUCUCCCUCGCCUGCGUCCUCCUCUUUCUUCUCAAUGUACCUCGCGUUGAGUCGUCCCGGCCGCAGGGACUCGGAGCAGGGCACCACGCGCCCGGACAGGGGCACCACCCCGGCCACGAUGGCGGGCACCAAAACGAUCAACCUGAUCCUGAUUACAAUGGGUACAGCUUCUAUGUCUUUGGUGACUCCUUCGCCGACAACGGCAACCUCCUCAAGAAGUACCCUAACUCGGAGCUCACCCGCCAGUGGUAUCCUCCCUACCAGGCUUCCGGCCGCUUCUCCAACCUCCUUGUUCAAUCCGACUUCAUCGCCAUGCUGUUAGGGCAGCCCGCGUCCCCUCCGGCACACAGGCAAACUCGCGGAGUCGGCCCGGUCGGCAUGAACUUCGCCGCCGGCGGCUCCGGCGUGUACGACGUGCCAGGCACCCCGACCCUCGCCAGGCAGGUCCACACCUUCAACAAGCUCGUCAAGGACGGGGACAUCAAGCAAGAGCAUCUCGACGGCCAAUCCCUCGCGCUCAUCGCCGUCGACGGCAACGACUACGCUCGUGUCCGCGCCAACGCCAGCAGCCUCGCCGACAUCGAGUCUUUUGUCGAGACGGUGGUAGAGGAGAUCGAGGCAAAUGUGGUGCGGCUGCAGAACAUCGGCGUCAAGAAGGUGCUCGUCAACAACCUCUUCCCGCUCGGGUGCGCGCCAUCGCUGACCAGGCGCACCGGCUACUCUGGCUGCGACGAGGAGGCCAACCAGGACGCCGCCCUCCACAACCACCUCCUCUUCAACCAGCUCACCUUCUCCAGGAUCAACGGCAUGGACGGCGUGCUCCUGCUGGACCUUGACGCCGCCUUCUCCAGGAUCGUCGGCCCCAGUCCCGACGCCGAUAUGGUGAAUCUCUUCCCCAACAGGCUGGUGCCGUGCUGUGACAGCUGGCUCUACACGGCCUACUGCGGGCAGGUGGAUCCGGACACGGACGGGCCGCUCUACAGGGUGUGCGACAACCCCGACAGCCACUUCUUCUGGGACGAAAUGAAUCCCACGCAGGUCGGGUGGGAGGCCGUCAUGGGGCAGCUCGAAGGACCCAUCAGGGAAUUCCUAGGGCUCAUCACGUAG
Messenger RNA from Lolium rigidum, 1125 nucleotides. Its product is annotated as GDSL esterase/lipase At5g03610-like. The transcript is spliced from 4 exons. The record is from RefSeq and is a predicted model, not a curated record. Gene Ontology annotation, molecular function: hydrolase activity, acting on ester bonds. The coding region runs from base 1 to 1125 and encodes 374 amino acids. Lineage: Eukaryota; Viridiplantae; Streptophyta; Magnoliopsida; Poales; Poaceae.